AUGUCAAAAUUAUCAAAGAACCUAGCUUCCACCCACGAACCAACAAGAGAGGAAGCCUUGAUAGCGUUAGACCAAUACAUAACCACCAAUCUUAAUCGUCUUACUGAGAUCGAGUUGGGUAAAGUAUGGAAAGGUAUUUGGUACGCUAUGUGGUUAAGUGAUGGAGGAGAGAAUCAAAAUAACUUAACUGAACAAUUAGCUAAAAUUUGUAAUAAAAACGAAUAUAGUGUGAAGAAUUGGAUAAAAAUCAACGAAACCUUUUGGAUGAUUGUCAUCAGAGAAUGGCAAACUCUUGAUAAAUGGAGAGUUGAUAAGUAUUAUUUACUCCUUAGAAAAGUUUUAAGAUUCAACUUCAGAUAUUUGAACUUUAAAAAUUGGGAUAGGAAAGUCAUUGUGGAAUUUAAUAAGAUGAUUAAGAAACCUUUGAAUUUGAAGAAAAACUUGGCAAUUUCUUACCAUUUAUGUGAUAUAUAUUUGAGUGAGUUGGAAGAAUAUAGUGAUAGCGCUCCUGAAUUCAUAAUUGACAUAUUCAAGCAAGUAAAGAAUGAAACCAACUCGAAGACAUUGAAGGGAAAGAUUGAUGAAGAAGUUUUGAAUGACGAAAGAGUGAAGGAAUGGUGGGGUGAGGAUGAGGAAGAAGAUGAUGAUGAAGAGGAGGAAGAUGAAGAAGAAUGGACAGGAUUUUAA
Molecule: messenger RNA, 687 nt
Organism: Yamadazyma jaroonii
Lineage: Eukaryota; Fungi; Ascomycota; Pichiomycetes; Serinales; Debaryomycetaceae
Source: the annotation of a GenBank genome assembly